UGCUGAGGUCAGACCAAGACUCGUCACACAAGGGGUGGGUCUUACGGCGCAAAGGAAAACCCACCUUUUUCAUUGUUAGGGACAAGGUGGAAUGUGUUGGUUUGAUCCUACAGCUCAGGCGGGGAAUAUAGGGAAGAAACAACGAACGCAGAUAAGUAGGAAAAAAAGCCUUUUGCCGCUGGUGUACCAGAAAUCUGUGAAAUAACUUGUCUUUGAUUCAAACCUAGUCAUCUAAUCGGCACUAACCGAAUGAAUUUGGGGACUAUCGCAGAUUCUUUCAUCGCAAGAUGAUCGACACCCAUGUUAACCAUCAAGCUGAGGGAAGUUGAAGGAAUAAGACCCAACCAAAGGAAAAGGGAGAAGACAUUGUGAGGAAAGGAUUAAGGACUGGACACAACCCAACAUUACAAGCUUGUGACAUUUUAACCAGAGAAGGACUGCCAUACAAAUGUGGACCUCCCAAAAAGUGUUCAAAUAAUUUCCCCUUUGCAUCAAGAGGACAACAACAAUAAUCUCUGCGAUGUCUGAAAACAAAGACAUAACGAGUCGCCACUUGCAGCACAAGCUGCAGAGCCUGGGACGACGGCUGGACGAGCUUGAGGAGGCUACCAACAAGCUCCAGAAGUCAGAAGAUGAGCUGCUCGAUCUGCAGGACAAGAUUAUCCAGGCAGAGGGCAGCAACUCCUCCAUGUUGGGCGAUGUUGAGGGACUGCGCAAGCGCCUGCUAAAGAUUGAAGGCAAGGACGAGGAGGUGUGCAAGGCAGAGGACCUCUGCCGUAUGGUGCGGGAGAAACUGGAGGAGGAGGAGAGCUUGACCCAGGACCUCAAGUCUGAGAUUGAGUGCCUGCAGAGGAGAAUGGCUGAGCUGGAGAAGUUGGAAGAGGCCUUCAGCAAGAGCAAGUCGGACUGCAGCCAGCUGUGCCUCAGUCUCAACGAAGAGAAGAAUCUGACCCGGAAGCUGUUCUCAGAGAUGGAGGCCCUCAAGGACCGUGUGAAGGAAGUGGACACGUCAGAGGUAAGGCUGGACCGGGCAGAGAUGUUCCUGGCAGGGGAGCUGGAGAAGCUCAAGGGCCUCACUCAGACUUUUUUGAAUGAGAGGAAGAGACUCCUGGAGAAGCAAAAGGAGGAUGAGAAGCUUAUACUAAAACUGACAGAAAAGCUGGAGCGUCAGAACAGGAUUGACCCGGUAGAUCCCAGACGAAUUGAAGACGACCUGACCGGCAAGCUGGGGCGCAAGAAGGGCCUGGAUUACCUGAAACUGGGAGACGAGUUUGGGCUAAGGAACAAGUCAGAGAAUGAGAAGAACAGACUUGAUGGCCAGGAAGACAACAAAGUCAAGGAACUCACCCAGGAAGUGGAGAGGCUGAAGAACCGGCUGAAGCAGCUGGAGCUGGUGGAGGAGGAUCUUAAGAACACAGAGUCCAAGAAUGGAGAGCUGCAGGAGAAGUUCCAACAGGAGAGAUCCCGUAGCCGAGCACUCAACGAUCAGGUGGAGCAGCUUAGAAUUCAGCUGUGUGGAGGCAGCAGUCAUGGCAAUGGAGGACCUAGCAGUCCAGCAAAGGUCCUUGAGAAUGGCAAGGCAGAGAAUGAGGAGAUCAAUGUCCGUGGUGGGUUCAGGCAGGUCAAGCCCAAGUAUAGGCCUGCUGCAGAGCCAGCCACCCCCAAGUACAAAAGCAGAGAGCUGUCCCCGCAGCACAAGAUGGAGACCAAGCUGAGGAGCAAAGAACUGAGCAACUCUGAGGAAAGUUCUCCAAAGUCUGCCAGGAGGGCACUCAGUCCUGCACACAAGAGCAGGAGGACACCCAAGACUGGAACAUCAACUGCCUCUGACAAUGGAGUGAAAGAAAUAGGCAGAGGGGUAGAGGAGAAAACAACAAGAGGAGCAGCCCAUACUCCUGUCGGCACAUCUUUGAGUGACCGCAAGAAGCUCUCUGUUCUUAGUCGCUACCCUCCAGCAGCUAAUGACCAGAAGCCAUGGAAGAUAUCUCAGAAACCAAGUGAGAGUGAAAGCAAAAAAUGCCAAGUUGAUACGUUUUCUAGAUUGUAUGUCGGUAGUGACAGUGAGUCGAACAAUUCUGAUGUGGUGCCUGAAAGCUCAAGCAAAAGCAACAGUGUCUCACCACUUGAAAAGGAUGCAUUUCUGUCGGACCUGGAGUCUGUGGACCAGGUUCAAGAGGCUCUUCCAGUGUCAAACCUCUCCAAAGCCAAUGGGUCGUACAUUGCCUACAAGUCCCAUGUGUCCCCAAUGUUCAGUGAUCAUGGCUCUGAGGGCCACUCCUCGGCCUCUGAGACUGAAUCACCUGGGUCCAGGCCCUCGGAACCAGAACCUGUACCUGAGGUGACUGCACUGAGUAGCAGAACCUCCACCACUCCCAAGUGCUCCAGAUACUCUCGUAUACAGGACUCCCAGUCAGAGGGCUCCUCCACCAGGAGCUCGAUUGAUGAGGAGCAGCACAGGCUGUUGGUGGCAGAAGGAGAAUCCCUGGAGCCCACUCACACCCCAUCAGGUAUAGAGCUCCGCAGGGUCUGCAGCCCACGGGAAGCCCUGAGGUCAAAGGCAGUCAUCAAACCAGCCAUCGUGGAAAUUGAUAGGAAGGAAGUCAUGAUAUCCGGUGGGGCAGAGCCCUUGACCUCCUCCAAUGGCAAGCCCAAAAUUUCCACAAAACCAGUCCUGACCAGUAGCAUCACUAUCUACCCCAAUGAUCCCAACUCUUCCAGGACCAGCAGCCGCAGCAGCAGCGUAUCCAGCGAGCCACCAGUCAAGGAACGCCACACGUCCACCAGCAACAUCGUCAUCGGCCCCAGUGAGCACAGGGGAAGUAUCUCCAUCCCCUAUGAGAUCUCCCUCCCCAAGAGAGAGAUCACACCCUGGCCGUCCAUGGAUGGCCCUGACGAAUCAGGGGUGCUAGGGAUGGCCUGUGCAGAGACACACCUCCCCCGAAGCAACUUCAGCCUCCAGUCACCGGAGACCACCUCCGACUUCAACAACGACACAGAGUCGGGUUUCGAGAGCAGCAGUAGCAGCACUACCACAGUCACCAGCUGGAGGAGCCAACACCAUGGCCACCACACCUCCCAGGACGACAGCCUCCCAGAGAUGAGAAACGUGACGGUGCGAAGCACCUGGAAGAACAGGGGGGCGGCAUCUGUGGACGAGCCUGGCCGGGGGGCCAGGAUGUACGGGAUGGGCUCUGAGGACGAGGCAGAGUCGGCCACCACGUGGAGGGCUUACCGCGCCACCACCAUUCUGGACACGGAGGAGACGGUAAACGCCACAAGGGCUGCUACAUCACGGACAGCCAAGCCUUCCCCAGCAGAGCUGUAUAUGCGCAGGAUCAACAACAGUGUGGUGACCACCAGGGACAUCGCAGAGCCAGUGUGCCGGAGCAAAAGCUCCCUGUCGCCCACUGACGGAGGUCUGCGGAUGAGUAUCCCCCACGAGCCUGUCAGCUCUCAGAAGCUUGUUCCCUGGCGGACACAACCCAUGGCCGCUGACGAAACGGACCCCAACCCUGGGUCGUGGAGGACGAGGCCGGCGCUCGGUGACCUAGAUCCCUAUGAGAGCGAGAGGAGCUCCAGGACAGAUGUAGGGUCCAGCAGAGGGAUGAGGACCACAGCUUCCAGACCAGCACUCUUGUCCAAUAGGGGUCAUGCUGGCCUGGCGGAGGGAAGGACCGGGCGCGGCAAUCGACAGUGGAGCAAUCGUCAGACCGACGACUAAACCCGGCCAACCAUCUUAGUCGCUCUGCUUCAUAAUAUCCAGAGCUCUCCAUCCCCCCCCCCCCCCCCCCCCAACUGCACAACAAGGAGGAAUGUACUGCGUCCCACAUCUCUAAUCCCCCCCCCCCCCCCCCAGCAACAGCAGUGGCAGGCAAGUUCCUGCCAAGUCCCUGUCCAGCAACAACCCCAUGCUUCUGAGUCUAAAAACAAGAUGGCCACCUGUAAAACCUUCCACCACAACGUCCAUGUAUAAACCCUGGAUGACUAACUGGGUGCUGUAUUGAAGCCACCGCGCAGCCAUCUUGAUUUUUCGAAGCUAUGGAAAUGCAUUUAUUAAUGUCUACAUACGUUUUUGACAUUCUAUUACAGACACAUAAACAUAAAAAUAAAAAAACGUGAUGAAAACAUAUCCCUUUAAGUAUUUUUUGUAGAGUACUAAUGUUUACUCUCCCCACUACAACAACAAAAUACUUAAAUACAUGUCAUUUUGACCUUAAAACAUUGCAUUGAAAUACUCCUAGAAUACAUUCCUAUGGAGGGCUGCUCAUUCUAGGGAGUGCCAAUAUGGCCGACCGGUGGUUUCAAAGCCUCUCAGUGGUUUAUACAGAGUGUCAGCAAUCCAGAGUUUAUAUACUUCAUUGAUCUGCACAGACCACUUCAGUUGUAUUAUAAUAUGCCCAUAUACAGUGUUGCGAUGGAGUGGUCCUCACCACCCUCUUCCGCUUCUUCUCUUACCUGAUGUAUUAUAAUGUAUUGCUCCGACUUGACAAGGGAGAGACGCUCACUCGGGUGACUGGGUCUAGCGGUGUGUGUGUGUGGGGGGGCGAGAGAAGGGGGAGUGACACAGGAAGGAAGGAUUUGUUGUCUUUCAGAAUGGACCGUUACAAAACCUCACUUUGGAACUUCUAAGUGGCGCUCCCCCAAGCUGCACCAAGAUGUGACCAAAAACAGGGAGCGAAUUACUUCCAUUUUUUUUUUUAUGUCCUCUGAUCUCGGAAAUGUGUGUGUUUUUUUUGCUUAAUUUGUUGAGCUUUUGUCCAUGUGUUUGCUUCAUACUGACAACCAUAGCAGUUUUUGCAGGGUUUUAUUUUGCACAUCGUACACAUACACCUUUAUCUAUUUUGAACCUACAAACAUGACUAUCGUCCCAGAGAAUGCAUAAUGUGGGCCUAAAAGAGGGUUGACUGUAGGGCUUUGGGGAAGUUUGCAUGUUUCAACAUAAUGUAUAAGAGGAGCAUUUUGGAGUCAUGUGCCUCCAGUUUCCCAGCAUGUUGUCUGCUUCACGGACAACAAAGACAAGGACCCUGUCAUAGACACGUUCUUUAUUUUCUUAUAGGCUGCAAACUCAAUAUCCUCUUCAACAUCUGUCCCUAUGCAAUAAGGAAGAUAAUAGCCAAGUACUUUGAUCAACAACCUUCAAUUGUGCUUCAUUUGGUUCCUCGGUAAUUCGCUCCCUGUUGCCCUCCACCAUCUCUUCCCCCUGCUCAACUGGACUUUAGAAUGUGUAUAUUGUGACACACAGCAGAAAGGAAGGUCCCCCCCCUUUUGUCUGCACUCAAUGAAUGAUGGAUUGCACUUAUUUAAGCUUGGGGGACAUGCAUUUGUCAUCUGGAACAGGACUACUAUUCCUAUGGUGCACUGCUUCAGCGCACUUUCCUCCAACUGUAACUGAUGCUCUGGAUCUAGCAGUAAAAUGUGCUGCGCUGCUGUGAACAGCCAAUCAGACAUCAAAAUUCUCCAAUCACCAAAAGGAACAAUCAGUCCAGAUACACGCGACUGUGCUUGCGGUGCGAUUCGUCUCAACUUCUCCCUGUUUCUGUAGAAGUGUAUUUUGUUGUAAUAUUUAAACUGGACUUUUCAUUGUUGGAUUAGGGAGGUUUCUCUGUCACUCUGGACAGAAACAGAGAUCACUGGGUUGCCAUAGAAACACAAGUAGUCUGGCAGGUGGUGAGACCUGAUGUACUCAUACAAACAAUACUCUGAACUACAAACUCUGGUAGGAAGUUUCCCCUUGAUACUGGUCAGUCAUUGUCAUUUAGCAUUGCCUGUGUAGUAGCAGCCGACCAGCCGUUUCACUGUUAGCUUUCAUAUUUAUUUGUUAUUUACCACAAAAUGCAUAACUAUUUUUGUCAUUGUGAAUGUUGCAAUUUGGUGAUGGGGACCUACCAUUUACAGUCCUUUAGAUUUCAUAGUGUAUUGAUUAUGGGAAAUUGAAGAAGUCAAUUACACACAAAGAAUGCAAAUAUAAUCACCCCUAACCCCGAAAUCACCACGUUGUGUUCCUCUAACCUUGUGGAAAUGUGAGGUGCAAUUCCCCUCCUGCUGGCUACACAUUACUAAGCUGUUGAGCCGAGGCGGUGUGAAUUACUCCCUAGUAUUUCCGUCAAGGUUGGUCUAAAGAUUGUGUGGACAAGUAUAAUGAAUGCAGUCAUUACACAUUUGUAGAGAAUAUUUUAUAGAAGACCAUUGUGGUUUCAAUUGAAGAAAAAUCUACUGAGGAGUAAAAGACCCCCAAUCUUUUGAAUUGAAUCAUUUUUUGUUUCCCCCAAAAAAUCUUCAAAGGGCCCAUUAAAAUAAUGUUCGCUGCCCAAAAUGUUCUGAUCUUUCUAUUUGCCGGUCAGAAGUGCUCCAGCUCGGCAUCAUAAAGCAUUAGUGUUGCCAUGUGGCCCCUUACACGGCUACUGGCCCAUCCUGUGAACAUGUGUUCAGUGCAAACACACACACCGCUUGAUGUUGUUCAGAAGCCCGGUGCUGAUGUGCCAAGGGCUACGUGAUGACUUAUCCACUUCAGAAGGCUUCUGUUGUUGACCAGUCCUCGGUUACCAGGAUGACAACUGCCAGAAGGCCACUCGUUCCAAAUCUGUAUUUCCGACCUCAUCCCUUCUUUCCUGCAGUGGUUCCAGUUUCCCUCCUUCCUCCCUCCUCCCCCCCCCCCUCCAAGAAUGCCUUGAUUCUUAACGACCGUGAUAAGUAUUGCUAGGUCUGAGAGCCGUUUUACAGUCUGCCAAAGCUUGCCGGCAGACACUGAUAUACAGCCCCCGGGUAGCCGAAAGGUCAAAGGUCAAGGCUGGAGCUAAUCGCGUCUUUCCCUUGGACUUUGGGGGUGAAAGCAAAAUGAUUUGGCAGCGGCCAGCACUAACCCGAAAUGGAGGCAGUUGAUGAGUGCCAGUCAGAACUGGCUCGCGCCGAUGUGUAAACCAAAAUCCACGUGCUGGUUGUACAUCAUAGCCAAAGGGUUUGUGUGAUGCUCAUAUAAAAGUGUCUGUGCAGACUCUUGUUUCGAUUCACUCACUGGGGACAGUUUGAUAGUCUGCAGUUGGCUAGUGAACUCCAGCCCAUUUGAAUGAGAUGCUGAUUUCAGAGGCCCGUGUCAAAGUUGAGCCCAGGAACAUCACAGGCUGUCAUUCCCAUUAGACCUACAUCACCAUGGGUCGGCUAUCAUCAUAUUUCAUUGAUCCUAUGAUGCAAGGCCAGCACCCCUGUCUGCUCAGAUAAUCAAGAGUGAUCGCUGCUGUAGGGAGAUUGACCUUCUCCGAUCAUACCUAAUCUGACAGAGGGAGACUAGGUUUAGAAAGGAAAAACCUAUUUUUGAGAUGAGAACUAAACUCUUAACAUUCCUCAUUAUGUAACUUCUGGUAUAUAAACAUCUGUUAUUUACGAGCCAUUGUUUUUUUCCCCCUCUCUUACACGGUAGCGUAGAAUGUAGUUAGUGGAGCGGGACCAGAGAGCAGAAAUGGCUCUUUGGAGUGACUUGCCAUUCGUCCUGUAAGGCCUCUUGUAAGGCGAGGGUUCAUGGUGUCUUUGGACGUCAGAAACGGUAAUCUGCACUUAACCAGCACUUAAAUCAAGACUACAUAAUUAAGACCCUACAUAAGACCCUACAUAAGUCCCUACAUAAGACCCUACAUAAGUAAGACCCUACAUAAGUUCCUACAUAAGUAAGACCCUACAUAAGACCCUACAUAAGUUCCUACAUAAGUAAGACCCUACAUAAGUUCCUACAUAAGUAAGACCCUACAUAAGUAAGACCCUACAUAAGACCCCACAUAAGUAAGCCCCCUUUUAACCGCCCUUUUGUCAAACAUUGCAUUUGCGUUUCUCCCUGAGAAUUGUAUUCCACUCUUCGCUGAAUGUAUGGUCAUCAAAGAUGUUUAUAUAUAUAUUAUUAUAUAUAUUAUUAUUAUAUAUUAUUAUUAUAUAUAUUAAAUGUGUGUUUCUGCACCGGCCAAAUUGAAAAAGUUGCUUGGAGCAAUUGCAAAACAACUUGUCUGAUAAUGUGAGGAGUUGUGGACUGUCACGUUUAUUGUACAGAUUAUUAUAAAGUCCUUUUUUUUUUACAAUUGAUUUCCUGAGCACUUAUGUGUCUCUGCCUUCUAAAACUGUGCCAUAAUCAUUCCAUAGCAUGUCCAGUUUACAGUCUGAGACAGCGUCAGUGUUUUCCAAGAUGGAGACCCUGUCUCUUCAACUGUGCUGAAAUAAGGGGAAAUAUUACAUUUGAGGGUUUCUUUUGUUUUCAACUCAUGUAUUUUUUUUGGUUUCAGUUUUGUAAAACAAAAGAUGUCUUAUUUUGGAAGCUGUAUCGGAUAGAUUUUAUUUAAGAAAAUCUUGUAAUUUUGUAAAGUGGGCCUUAUUGAAAUAUAUGUAGGAUUUUGUUGUUGCUAGAUAUGCAUCUUUCUCAUUAAUGCACUCCUGGAGAGUACUUCCUGUUUGUUUUUUAAUGUGAGAGAUGUCAUGAUCUCGAGCUAUGACAUGAGAUGGCAAGCCAACAGAGACUUGUCAUAGUCUCUGUCGAUUUGAGAGUAAUGUACGUUUUAUCAAGAGCGUGUCUGCUCUGUCCACGCAGUCUGAAGUCAUUCUCCAUGUGGCGUCCUGUUAUUAGUGGUUCAGGAAUCAGUCAUUCUAACAGGUUCUCUGUUUUCUCUCUCAUGCAUUCAGGGUUUAUUCAUCUUGUGUGCUGUAUGUACGUGCUGCCAAAGAAAGAGAUGUUCAGGCCUCGAGACACACACCUACACACACUCCAACAUGAACAACUGGAUAUUCUCCACACACACCUACUCACACUCCCACAUAGACACACAGAGGAAUUUCGUCCUGUACGAUCAAGUUGGAAAUCAUGCAUUUUAUAUUGCAGUGUGUUUAGAAAUGACUCUUAAGCGGCUGGAGGGAACCUAUGGUCAUAUCAAAGAGAGAAACAUUUGUUAGGAAAUCAGAUCAAAAGGGUUAUUGUGGAUGUCGCUGCUCUGAGUUUCAGAGAUACACGGCAAACUGUGCGGGAUGCUUUUUCUGUCCUAGGGUAAUAUACGUUUGUGCAUGUUUAACCUUAGCGCAUUCUGCAUGUAGGUCUCUCGAAGCUGCCAACUGUACAGUGGAUUAUGUAUUCCAAUAAAAUAAAUAAAUAAAUAAAAUAAA
Molecule: messenger RNA, 9129 nt
Organism: Oncorhynchus kisutch (coho salmon)
Lineage: Eukaryota; Metazoa; Chordata; Actinopteri; Salmoniformes; Salmonidae
Product: leucine zipper protein 1
Exons: 4
Coding region: 521-3721 (1066 amino acids)
Source: RefSeq, a predicted model, not a curated record